Candida dubliniensis CD36 is the source of this 903-nucleotide messenger RNA. Its product is annotated as nicotinate-nucleotide diphosphorylase (carboxylating). The record is from RefSeq and is a predicted model, not a curated record. The transcript has a single exon. Gene Ontology annotation, molecular function: nicotinate-nucleotide diphosphorylase (carboxylating) activity. Gene Ontology annotation, cellular component: cytoplasm. The coding region runs from base 1 to 903 and encodes 300 amino acids. Lineage: Eukaryota; Fungi; Ascomycota; Pichiomycetes; Serinales; Debaryomycetaceae. Gene Ontology annotation, biological process: NAD+ biosynthetic process; quinolinate catabolic process.
AUGGCCCCUGAAUACGCAAAUUUAUUACCAGUGAGUGGUAAUUGGAAACAAAAAAUCACCGAUUAUUUAACUGAAGAUGUUCCAUCUUUCGAUUUCGGAGGUUUUGUUGUUGGCAACACACCAGAAACCGGAUCACUUUAUAUGAAACAAUCUGGAGUAAUUUGUGGAAUCCCCUUUGUUAAUGAAGUGUUCCAUCAAUGUAAUUUACAGCAUAAAUGGAUAUUUAGUGAAGGUCAAUUUGUAUCUGAUAAAGAACUAGCUUCUGCUGGUGGUAAAAUUGUUGUUUGUACCGUUAAAGGAUCAGCAGCAAAUAUCUUAUUGGCGGAAAGAACAGCAUUAAAUUUAUUAUCUCGUGCAUCUGGUGUUGCUACUCAAUCUUAUAAAACUAAAAAGUUGGCUGAUGAAAGUGGGUAUACUGGUAUAAUUGCCGGUACGAGAAAGACAACCCCAGGUUUACGUCAAUUGGAGAAAUACGCCAUGUUGAUUGGUGGAGUGGAUACCCAUAGAUAUGAUUUGAGUUCUAUGGUGAUGUUAAAGGAUAACCAUAUUACUUCUACAGGGAGUAUUACUAAAGCUGUGAAGAAGGCAAAAUCAGUAUGUGGAUUUGCAGUUAAAAUUGAAGUUGAAGUUAGUAAUGAAAAAGAUGCUGAAGAAGCAAUUGAAGCUGGUGCCGAUGUUAUAAUGUUGGAUAAUUUUAAAGGUGAAGAAUUACGUCAGGUUGCUCAAUCAUUAAAGAAGAAGUUUGCCGGAACUAACAAGGCUUUCCUUUUAGAAUGUUCUGGUGGAUUAACUUUACAAAAUUUGAGUUCUUAUUUAAGCAAUGAUAUUGACAUUUAUUCUACUUCAUCUAUUCAUCAAGGUGUUGCAACUAUAGAUUUCUCAUUAAAGAUUGAUGCCAAGUAG